Molecule: messenger RNA, 2182 nt
Organism: Biomphalaria glabrata
Lineage: Eukaryota; Metazoa; Mollusca; Gastropoda; Planorbidae
Exons: 3
Coding region: 336-2048 (570 amino acids)
Molecular function (GO): protein binding
Source: RefSeq, a predicted model, not a curated record
CCAUAAAAAACUGACGUUCUGAUCAAGUCUAAAAAAACAAAACAAUCUUGUUGUCCCAAUCAAUCAAUUGAAACAGAGGAACUUCACAAACUAAAACUUGAACUACUAGUAAAUAGUGCACGGGUCGAUACUGUGACAACCGAUAGAGGCAGGUCAGAUCAAACUACAUACAUGCGCCAUAAGUUCAUUCAGAGAGGAGGUACCCCCACUUUGUUUCUCUUGUUGCUGAGAUGUCUGUACUUUGAGAUAAAUUGUGACAUUCAGAGACCAUUGCUUGCGUAGUGUGAAACAAUAAGGUACAUUUCCUAAUCAUUUGAAAGGCUGACACGCUCAACAUGCAGCCAGACGUCAAUCAAGAAUUGUUUAAUCAGGCCCUCAGAGAUGGCGACACUGACCAGAUUCUGUGGCUGUUCAAAUCGGACGCUGUGGACGUCAACUUCCGGGACUUCACACACGAUUUGGAGACUCCCUUAAUGAAACUUUGUCACGCCGACCUCAGGCCACGUCCCGAUGAGCCCGCUUCUGACACCAGAAGCUCGACUUUGAACAUACUCAGCACUGUGACUGCGAUCUCAUUGAAAGUGGACCAACAGGACGCCCUAGGAAGGACGCUGGCCAUGCACGCCUGCAUCAGCAACAACGACAUCCUGUUGAGGUUCGCCAUUGAGCACGGCUGCGAUCCAGCGGUCACAGACAGAAUGGGUAAGAAUCUAGUCCACUACCUGGCUAUGUCAGGAAGUGACACCUUGGUGGAACUGGUCCUGGAGCAUCUGGACGUCGGUCAAGCUUUAAGAACACUAGAUUUCCAAGGUUACAGCCCAGUCGAUUUGGCGCGACAGAAGAAGCAUUCUGCCCUAGCGAGGAAACUUUCUAACGCUUUAGUCGGCAGCAAGAAAGAGGAUAAGGUGAAGGCACCACAAGGUGGCCAGAGUGAGUCUGAAGAAAAAGUCAUCGCACAAACGUCCCAGCCAGCCAGCACUGUUGUACCCCGGCGCCCUCCGCUCACUCGCAGAGAUGCUAGGAUGCAAGUGAUAUACAACCCACCCCCUGACGAUGUCCAAACCAGUGGUCAAGGUGAGAGUGGGCAGCGGCACAGAAGUGUCACGCCCCCUCCAAUUACAACGACUAACCUUGGAGACAGGGAGCAGCAGGGCAACUUAGUCAGAAGCGUCUCUCUAAGGAGGUCUUACAUUGUGAAGCGAGCCAAGGAAAACUGUGAACACGAUCAUAUGACCUACACCCCACGCCCAUCUCCAACCUCACUUUCUACAGUCGCCUCAUCUUCGAAUCGUGCCUCCCAGAAUUCAAACGACGGGUUUAUCGCGGUUUCUCGAAAUCAGAGGCGUGGUCACGUGAGCUCGAGAGAAGUCUACUCAGAAGAUCAACCUGGUUCGUCACGCCAGCACACUUGUCUAACGCUGCAUGACAAAAACAUGAGACAUUUGUCUGCGCGUCCAGGCUCAGACCUGACAUCCCGAGAUGAGAAAUAUAGAACUGGACUUGACGGUAUGAACAAAUCUGAAAUUGAUCUCAUACCGUCUCAGAGUCCUCGUCAAAGACUUAAGCCAAUUCAUAACUAUAAACAAAUCCACUCAUUGGGAUACGAACCUGGAAUGCCAGUGUUAAAUCCACAGAGGUCGAAUACUGGCGCCAUGUUUGAGCAAACGGUACCAAUACUCCCUCAAACUCAUCUUCUUCACAGCUCAAAGGGCGCCCUGAGCAGCAACGAGGAGCUCUCCCAGCGCCACUCGGGCGGCCACGUCUCGGACAGGAGGACAGAGAGGAGGUCGUCCAUUUCCUUACCUGACCUCAGGGACAUGACUGGAUGUCUAGUGACGUCUCAAGAGACCCAUACACUACAAGAUUUAUUACAAAAUCGGAAAUCGAGGAUAACUCUGGAAGACCUUGACAGAAGAGAUAAUAUCAAGAGUUAUGGAUCUUCCGCCGACUGCUCGGGUGAGCAGUACAAUGAGAAGGCAGACGGUUCGUCUAGUGACGUGUCGAUGGAUUCCAACUUUGAGGAUGAAAAGCCAAUCAAACGACUCUAGAGCCAAUAGUUACUGUAUUUUCUUCUCUACAUCUCUGCAUAUUUUUUUUUCUUUAGAGCUAAAAUAUAGAAAAAUUAAAAUACAUUUUUCUACGAUGUGUCAAAAUCAAUAGACAUUAAAAAUUAAUUUCUUUC